AUGGGGCUCAAGACCUACUCCCUGGGUCUAUCGCUCGCCCUUUUGUUGAGCUGUUCGGCUCACGCCGAGAACAUCACGAGUGAUACCCACUUCUACGGACAGUCUCCACCUGUUUAUCCUUCGCCUGAGGGAACAGGCUCUGGUAACUGGGAAGCUUCCUAUCAGAAAGCCAAGGAGUUUGUCGGCAAACUAUCUGCUGAGGAGAAGGUUAAUUUGACCGCCGGUGUCUCUGUCAAUAAUGGAUGCUCGGGGAAUAUUGCGCCUAUUGAGCGCCUCGGUUUCCCUGGUUUCUGCGUUUCCGACGCCGGGAAUGGACUGAGAGGAACCGACUACGUAAACAGCUGGCCGAGUGGACUUCAUGUUGGAGCUAGUUGGAAUAAAGAUCUCGCAAAGAAACGUGGCGCACACAUGGGCGCUGAGUUUCGCAGAAAGGGCGUGAACUUACUCCUAGGUCCUGUGGUCGGUCCACUGGGUCGCAUUGCUGAGGGUGGCCGCAAUUGGGAAGGCUUCUCCGAUGACCCGUAUCUUACCGGUAGUUUGGUCUAUGAUACUAUCCAAGGUAUCCAGUCAGCGGGGGUUGGGGCUUCGACUAAGCAUUAUAUUGGGAAUGAGCAAGAGACAAAUCGGAACCCCGGAUCGAAUGAGCAGGGAGAGUAUACGGAGGCAGUGUCGUCGAAUAUCGAUGAUAAGACUAUGCAUGAGCUUUACCUCUGGCCAUUCCAGGAUGCCGUGCUAGCUGGAAGUGCUUCCAUCAUGUGCUCUUAUCAACGCAUUAACAACUCGUACGGUUGCCAGAAUAGCAAAACUCUCAAUGGGCUUUUGAAGACUGAGCUAGGCUUCCAGGGGUACGUUGUUACCGAUUGGGGUGCUCAGCAUGCCGGUAUUGCUGGAGCCAAUGCUGGCUUGGAUAUGGUCAUGCCCGCAUCACAGACGUGGGGUGAUAACCUCACGGUCGCAAUCAAGAAUGGCUCUAUGGAAGCAUCUAGGCUGGAUGAUAUGGCCACUCGGAUUAUUGCGACCUGGUACCAACUCAACCAAGUCGAAGGCAUCCAGAACCCGGGAAUCGGAAUGCCAACUGAUAUCACCGCGCCACACAAGCGGGUGAUCGGCAAAUCCCCAGACUCAAAGCCAAUCCUUCUCCAAGGAGCUAUCGAAGGACAUGUUCUAGUCAAGAACAACGACAACGCCCUCCCUCUGAAAUCUCCUAAGAUGGUUUCGGUAUUCGGAUAUGACGCUGCCGCCUCCGAUUUCCUCGAAGUCUCGCUCGCACCACAGCAAGACAGCCCUCCCACCCUCUAUGUCGCCGGAGGCUCUGGUGCCAACUCUGCAGCAUACAUCGACGCUCCAAUCGACGCGAUCCAGCGUCAGGCUUAUGAAUAUGACACUUCCGUCAUGUACAACUUCUACGAUCAGAAUCCAGACGUGGAUGCCAGUUCUGAUGUCUGCAUUGUUCUUGUCAAUAAUUAUGCGACUGAGGGCUUUGAUCGUCCCGAACUGAGCGACGAGUACAGCGAUACGCUCAUCACGAACGUGGCAAGUAAAUGCGCCAACACGGUGGUUAUCAUUCAUAAUGCUGGCAUUCGUGUCGUUGAUAAUUGGAUCGAGAACGAUAACGUCACUGCGGUCAUUUUUGCCCAUCUUCCCGGUCAGGAUACGGGUCGUGCUCUGGUGGAUAUUCUUUACGGUCGCGCUAAUCCCUCCGGCCGUCUUCCUUAUACUGUCGCCAAGAAGGCGUCCGACUAUGGUGAUAUUCUCUCGCCCGCGCAGCCGGAGGGUGAUUACUGGCUUUUCCCUCAGGCGGACUUUACUGAGGGUCAGUUUAUCGAUUAUCGGGCCUUUGAUAAGAAGGGCGUCUCUCCACGCUUCGAGUUUGGAUACGGAUUGUCUUACACGAAUUUCAAGUACUCUGGUCUGCAGACUAAGAAGUCGGGUAAAUCCACUCCAAAGUAUCCUCCAUCUGCAGAUAUUGUCGAAGGCGGAAACCCGCAUUUGUGGGACGAGUUGAUGACCAUUACUGCUAAGGUGCAGAAUGCUGGUAGCGUGGAUGGUGAUGAGGUUGCCCAGCUUUAUCUUGGAAUUCCUGGGGGGUCCUGUCCGCCAACUUCGUGGCUUUGA
This is a messenger RNA of Penicillium waksmanii, 2115 nucleotides long. RefSeq names its product glycoside hydrolase family 3 protein. The coding region runs from base 1 to 2115 and encodes 704 amino acids. Gene Ontology annotation, molecular function: beta-glucosidase activity. Gene Ontology annotation, biological process: glucan catabolic process. The transcript has 8 exons. NCBI's taxonomy places the organism in Eukaryota, Fungi, Ascomycota, Eurotiomycetes, Eurotiales, Aspergillaceae. The record is from RefSeq and is a predicted model, not a curated record.